This is a messenger RNA of Ciona intestinalis (vase tunicate), 2305 nucleotides long. Lineage: Eukaryota; Metazoa; Chordata; Ascidiacea; Phlebobranchia; Cionidae. The record is from RefSeq and is a predicted model, not a curated record.
AAUAAUACAUGAAAAGUCAAAAUGGGUACCCUAAAAAAACGACAGGCUUGUACUGUAUAAGGGGAAUCACCGUCAUAACAUGCUGGCUAUUUUUCGAUUUGUUUUGUAUUUGUUCGUUAAGCAUAUUUCAUGAUAUUUGGGCACAAAUGUACUUAAAUUGUUUUUUUAGACUGAAAUGUGUUAGGUAUUUCUGGUUAUACGAGCAAAGUGUGACUCGACUUAUAAAGCGUUAAUACGUAACGAAAACUCUUGUCUAUAUUAUGACCUUGAAAAUAAAGACUUUUUCGAUAUUUCGCAAGCAUGCUGCCUGCGGAAAAACACAACGACGAGCAUUUUCAACUUUAGUACGAAGCAAUUUAGACGGCAAGACGUCAUCAUUUUGUUGCAUACGUGGAAAACAUAUUACACAAACUGAAUGCAGCAUUUCAAGUAAUAGUUUGCGGUUUUGGACAAGGACAUUUUCUUCAGGAGCUAAAAAAGUUGAUCUAUCGCAUGUGCCCGAUAUAAAAGACUUCAUAAAAUCCUCCCAACCAAGAAUAGAGCAUGUUAACCUAGAUGAAGCCCCCCCAUAUCUUGAAAAUGCUGUUUAUGCCACACCACCAAAUGGUAAAACAGUUUACUUCGAAAUGUAUGGAUGCCAAAUGAAUGUGAAUGAUGGGGAAUAUGCUUGGGCAAUUUUGAAAAAGGCGGGUUAUAAGAAGACAACAGAUAUUAAUACGGCAGAUGUCAUAAUGUUGGUAACGUGUUCCAUUCGGGAAAAAGCAGAAGACAAAAUAUGGAACAGAUUAAAACAACUGAAAACACAUAAGCAAAACUACCAUACACCUGGAUAUCCUAAAAUUGGAAUUCUAGGUUGUAUGGCGGAAAGGUUAAAAAAGAAAAUAGUAGAAAAGGAAAAAGCUGUUGAUAUUGUUGCUGGGCCGGAUGCAUACAGAGAUCUCCCUCGCUUACUAGAACAAGCCACCACAGACUCAACGACAGCCAUCAACACCAUGUUGUCCGUAGAUGAAACUUACGCCGAUAUUAUGCCUGUCAGGUUUGACCAGGACUCAAAAACUGCUUUCGUUUCUAUAAUGCGUGGAUGUGACAACAUGUGCAGCUACUGUAUCGUCCCCUUCACCAGGGGUCGUGAGAGAAGCAGACCGGUUACUUCUAUACUGGAAGAAAUAAGAAUUCUAUCAGAUCAGGGCAUUAAACAAGUGAAUUUAUUGGGACAGAAUGUGAAUAGUUACCGCGAUUUAUCAGAAACUCAACAUUCUGCUGUUGAUGCGAUUGCUGGGAAUAUGAGUCGUGGUUUCAAAACAAUCUACAAACCCAAACAUGGUGGAUUACGAUUCGCUGACUUACUUGACAGAGUAUCGCAAGUUGAUCCCGAGAUGAGAAUUCGAUUUAUUUCUCCGCAUCCAAAAGAUUUUCCUGAUGAGGUGCUGCAAAUCAUAUCGGAAAGGGAGAACAUUUGCAAACAAAUUCACCUACCUGCACAAAGUGGAAGUUCCAAUGUGUUAAACUUAAUGAGAAGAGGACACACAAGGGAAGAUUAUUUAAACCUUGUUGACCGGAUACGUACUCUUAUACCUAAUGUCGUGCUUUCUACGGAUAUAAUAUCAGGGUUUUGUGGAGAGACCGACAGCGACCAUGAGGACACUUUAUCAUUGAUGAGUUUGGUCAAAUACGAAUAUGCUUUCUUGUUUAAGUACAGCAUAAGACAGAAAACGCACGCCUACCACAAGAUGAAUGAUGACGUUCCCGAAGAAAUUAAAUCCCAACGUUUGCAAGAAGUUAUCAAGGUAUACCAGGAUGUCUUACCUACUGUGCAUCAAAAGACUGUGGGAAAAACUUUGCUUGUUUUGGUUGAAAAGGACAAAACCAAGGUACCCAACACCUUACAAGGCCGAACUGAUGGGAAUGUAAAAGUUUUUAUUCCUAAUUAUGACGUGGCAUCAAGUGUGACAUCACAAAGCACAAAGACAAUCUGCACUGGAGACUAUAUAGCUGUGAAGGUCACAAGUUACAAGCCCAACAGUUACAGGGGGAUUCCCCUAUACCAUUCCUCUGUUCGUUCUUUCCGCAUGGACGAGCAGAAGCGAAGAAGUGAAAACAUCAAAUCAGCAGCGUAAACAAGUUCAAACAAAAAAAAAUUAAUUGUUUACCAUUAAAAAAACGUAAAUUUCAUUCAACUUUUGAAUCCAGAAUGAAAAUGUAAUAAUGUUAUUUUGUAAGUUGUCAUUUGUAUUCUCAUGAUGUUUCUGUUAUUCGUGUACCGUUGUGUGUUUAUAAGUCAACUAAAUAGUUUUACUUUACAUAA